Messenger RNA from Porites lobata, 20774 nucleotides. Lineage: Eukaryota; Metazoa; Cnidaria; Anthozoa; Scleractinia; Poritidae. The record is from the annotation of a GenBank genome assembly.
AUGACCAUGUACGCAAACUUUGCCCGGUCCGGCGAUCCUUCAGUCACCGGUGUCACGUGGGAGAAAUACAACUCGAGUCACAGAGCUUACCUUAAAGUGGACACAAGUCCCAAACUGAAGGCGUCAUUUAAUUCUCGCCGAAUGUCUUUUUGGAAUAAUUACUAUCCUAAAUUGGAGCAGGUGAAGUUUGAUGUCAAUAAAGAGGUGGUCAGCGGUGCAAAGGAUGUUGUUACCAUGGGAACUGCUCUUCAAGUUGUAUUUGCUUUAAUAGUAUACUUGAUUUAAUAAGACCUUAUUUUGUUUUUUACUCAUUGAUUCAAGUUUAUUAGAAGUGGAUAAUACUAACAUUUUCUUUCAUGUUUAUGAGCGGAAAGUAGAGCAUGAUGUAUGUAGCCGAAUCAACUAACAAAGAUCAGUACAGAAAAAAGGGCGAUUUCAGUUUUAGCUAAAAAGUUCAUAACUGUUAUUGAAUGAAGCUGAGAAUGAUACGAGGAAUUAUGCAGAUAGAGGAUUAAAUAAUUAUAGUGGUCAUUGAAUUAAUAGGGUACAGACUUAAAAUGAGUGUUGCUCCUGCAAUUCAGAUAACCAUACAUCGGUAGAGGAUGUCUAAGGUUCGUACAAUUCUACAAUUGUUUUGGGCUCCAUUAAAUCCUAAUUUUACAUCUUUAAGUUCUGGCAGUCUUCCUUGUAUUUGACCGAGCAUUUAAUUUACUAUUGCGAUUUUAGCUGAUCGCACUGCUCUGAAUAAAGUACGGUCAAACCUCUCUACAAAGGUCAUGCGUUUACAUCGUCCACGUUUUCUGUUCAUAUAUAGACUCGAGUAUUCCCUCGUUUUCCUUAGAGACAGCAAAACGAGAGAAAAGACCAUUUGAGAAAACAUCAUUCGCGAUUCUUAUUGGACGUAUCAUUUUUUUCUCGUGUGAAAACCAUCGUUCGCUCCUUUGAUUGGGUUGAACUAAUUUGCGUAUGAAAAUUUACGACAUAGCUUUUUGGUUAGUAUUUCUCAGUAUGUAUAUCCAGCCGGAUUUAUGAAAACCGCACUGGCUGGCUCCUCGAGGGCAAACACCUUAAACCGACUCAACUAAAGUAAAUAUUCGCAAGAAACUCAGCUCUUACCCAUGGUUCUCUUAAGGUGACUCUCUUCUUGGUUCCUGAUUAGCGAAGAAACAUUCAAAGUCCAUCAAAUAGACACUCUGGACUUGGCCAUACACUCUAGCUGCUUGAAGGCUCUAAAUGACAGAGGAUGCUUGAGACUUAAGCAAGUUCUAGGCAGAGAAUUCAAGGCCACAUCACUCCCGCUGACUUUCUCCCCCACCCCAGCCUAGCAGGUACUUGAGGGGAAUGCUUUCAUUGGCCUAUGGGCCUCAAACAUUACAAGAGCUUAAGGUGACUCGACCCAGUUUUUUUUAGGGGGGACCAUCCUACUUUGAAGCUCUCUGGUAUCCCCACCUUUACUUUUAUCGUAAGUAUAACACAUAGAAUGGAUAACAUAUAGAUCAAUCUACAAUAUAACAUAAAAUUUUUGGCGAUCGGAGUAAAUGUCACGUGGUUAUAAUGCCACGCCCCUUUGAGGUCUGAGUCCAAAAUCUGCUGUUGCCAGCAUUUUUUCCUGAAAAUCUCUCGGCUAGACAUAGUGCGCAUUAGUGCCUUGCGCUGAACAGAGUCUCACCAAAAUCGCAAAGACCCAACUUGAGAAAUUCAGCUGUUUCAAAAUUUAGGUCAUAAUUUAUGCGAAAAUGAUAAGCAAACUUUACACGGAUUAUAUCUAAUAAACUAUGAGAUUCAUCUCUGUAUUUUGGGCAUCCUUAUAACAGAUGGGUCCUUGCAAGUCAGCAAAACGCUUUAGGGCCUUGUAAAUGCGCGCGAUUUUGAGCAAAGCAAACAUAUAGAAAUUAUAGUUUUCGCUAUUUGUUGACGUUUGUCGGCGUUUAAGAGUCAAUCUCACGAAAAAAGCAUUUUCUUAAAAAUUCGUAGUUUUUUUUCCUUCAAAUUUUUUCAGGGCCACAAUUGAUUAACUAACUACCCGGACUCUGAAUUUCAUGGUCAUUGAAAAACUGUGACAUUAUCUUCUAUAAGCUCAAACUUGAGUAAACGUUGAAGAUUUUUAGCGUUUUGGCUGAGUUUGUGCUUUGGGAGUUGUCUAUUGUUUCUAGUCUGUCAUUAUACAGCAUUCUUGUUCAGCACGCGUGCAAUGACCGCGCUUGGCUGACUUCCGAAGGCUCACCGAGAUAUUCCCGUCACGAGUUGGUUUAAUUAUUGGCUUGCAUUAAACCUAUGAAAAAAUGAUAUUAUUGUAAGCUGAGCUUGACAAUGCAAGGCAAGGCCCCUAUGUUUAUUCUAACCGCAGUGACCAGAAACCUGGCUAUCGCUAGGUUCCUGUUCGGAUAUUCUGGCCCGUUUUGAGGUAUGUUUUCAAAAAUUCGGCUCGAUAUAAUAAAGAGUUUUAUUUCAUCCCUUCCCAUAGCGGUCGCCUGUUUAAUUAAUUCUAAUUGUUAUUUUUGACUAGAAACGCUGCUGCUUACGCAAUAGUGAAAGAAAAAUUCAAAACUGAGAAAAGACAACCUAGUGGAAAAUAAACCAACCCUGUGACGUUUUCUCCUAGAACCCGGUAAAGAUACAGAUUCCACUGGGUCUGUUACAGAGGGGUGUUCAUAUUGUCCACCUUUCAACAACGGACACGUACCUCACAAGAGGCCACACAAAAUUUGUCAACGUUGUUCUUUUUUUUUAAUUUAGAGGAAACGUUCUUCUUAAUAUUAUCAUAAUACACUUUAAUAUAUACACACUCAGUUAUCUUAGUGAUCUAAACAAUCUGAUUGGCUCGCUAUCUCGGACUAUUCACCCCUAAGCGAGUGGAUAACGUGUGAGCUCGGUGUUUUUCCCCUUUUUCAGAGAACGAUCUUUUAAAAGUCGACAAAAUCCUAGGGGUAAGAAAAGACUUGAAAGGAUUUAAAACGGCGUUUUUCCAUUUACUGUGGUUGAGUUUUGUGCUCGAUGGAUUGUUUACAACUCCCAUUUAUUCGCGUAGAAGAAGGCAUUUAUCGAAGUUUAUUUAUGACAAACAAAUCUGAAAGCAAAUGUUUGCAAAGAUUCUACGUUUCAAGCAAAUAGGAAAAAGAAUGGUACAGGAAGACGACGUCUUACCUCCCCGAUCAACCGAGCUACCAUUUUUAUCGGCACUUCAUGCGAAGAAUGACACAACAAACCCUUUUGGCUAUAAACUUGGCGAGUCAACAGAAAACAACAAAGCUCUACUUUUCUUCUCGGGUAAGGAAACAAUUCAAACUUUUAACGGUUCCGUUUAACCCUGAUUAAGAUCAAAAUAAACUUAUUUGUAUUUUAUUUAUUUUUGUCCUUGUUCCCUUUUAUCAGCUAUCAAAAGAGUUUUGAAGGCCGCUCAUCAGUUACCUUCACACUCUUUUAAAGAAUUCUAAUCCAAUAAGACACCCUGUUGAAGUCGCUAAAUGGCGAAAUUGUUUUCCCUGUUAAGAACUCAAGACCCUGAAAACCAUGUUUUCAGCGGCUCACCCGUAUAGGCCCAAGAAAGUACUCCUCCCUGGAUGUUGGGCCCAGUUUUUUUAAGUUGAAUAGCGCUAUCCACGGAUAGAUUUCUCUUCGGUGGGUUGGUGUGUGGAAAAACAAACUGCGUUUAUGUGGUGGUCUGGAUAACACAUAUUUUGCUGAAUACUCAAACUAAUGACACAUUCUAAUGGUCAUUUCAGCGAUUUUGCUUUUAUCAAUUGCAUGAUCUGUUUAUGAUAUGUGCAUAAAACUUAUAUGUGUUGUUAAAACUGCUAACCCCGAUAAACCGGCAGCAAAUGAACAAUACCAGUUUCUGUAGCAAGAAAUGUGGUCUUUCGUGAGUAUAUUAUUUUGUGAACUGACGACUUUCGCAGUUGCCAUUUUCCUAAUAUUAAUUCCAUGAUGUGUCAUGAUAUACUUUUCAAAAGACCUUUGUUUGCAUAACAUAGGCGUACGGGCCGGGGGGGCGAGGGGGGCUGCAGCCCCCCCAAAGUUUGGGCAACUCAGAUUUUUUGGGCAGCAGGAGAAAAUUUGGGCAAAGCCAGUUUUUAAAGACGUUUCCAAUUAUUAUUAUUAUUAUUAUUAUUAUUAUUAUUUUGAAGAGAUAAAUAUUUUCUAUUUUAACCAGAAGUCGGCGCAAUAAUUCAGUUACGUUCACACGAGACAGUGGUUGCCUAGCAAUCAUACGCUGAUCUUUUGUUGUUGUUGUUGUUGAGCACUGUACUUCACUGUACUAGCUGGAGUGGGCUAUUUCCAGUCGUGAAUUGAUUAGAAUAAACUUCCGCAUAACUUUCUAGAAUCACCUCCGCUCCUAGAACAGUGUGUGGCAGAACACGCAUCAGCAAUGGGUCUGAAAGUGAAGUGGCUGACUAAAUCUCAGUUUGAAUUACGAGAAGAAUCAUAAUUUUUUUAAAAAAAUCUAUCGAGCGGUUUAAAAAUUAUUCACUAAUUUGUUUAAGUAGACCGAAAUGUUUACAAAACCCCCAACAAGAUCGAGCGCUAAUCAAAUCCUUCCUUAUAGAAAUUGGUAGGAGCUAUCUCCAUGAUCUUUCAUACAUGUUUUUAAAAAGAUUGAAACUACUAUGAGGUGAAAUUGCAUCUUAAAAGCGCUCCGUUUUCUUCAAAUUACGACUAAACAUCAAGAUUUUCCUUUUUUUACCUUAUUUCUCACAAUAAAAACUUCAUCCCAAAAUAUCUCGGUAACGCUCUUACAUUUCCGCUUUAACUUCACGAACAUCGAGGCGACUAUUGGAGGAAAGAGCUCGCCUGAACGAUUUUUAAGAACAGUUCCCACUGAGAAAUAUUGCUGCAAGUAUAAUAGGUAAUGGCGUCAUUUCGUUGCUAUGUCAGCUCCGAUGUCAUUGCAAUCCUGAUCAUGACAAAUUUCCCUCUUUAUCUAAUACAACUGUGGUGGCAAUUUUUUCCAAAUGCUUGUUUGUGGCGACGUAGUUUAUGCUCAAAUUUGGCAGGUAUUGACUCUGAAAAACUGUCUCGAGCCACUUUCAUAUGCCAGUACGGCCUACUUUGUUGCAUGGCUCUACUUUCCUUUCGACUGUUUUGUAAAAAUUUGGGCAACUUGCAAGAAUUUUUUGGGCAAAUGGACUACCGCCCCCCCUGGCAAAAAAUUGCGCGUACGCCUAUGUUUGUUUGUCAGUAUUAAAACCGCCAGCUCAGAGAAUAAUAUCCUUAAAAAAACGCAAAGAGCCAUGAACAAUACCAAUUUCCUUUUGUUCUUUAAAAUGUACAGCCAGCGAAUCCAACGUGCUCUCGCUCAUGCAGUAAGACUAAAGAAAUUCGACAAUUUGAGUUGUAUGUGUUGGGCCCAGAUCGAUCAUUCAGAGUGAAGAUGCGUGAGCUGAUCCAGAUUUUUCUCAUAGUUUGUCAUAAAUUUUCUUGUAACCUUUUUAGAAAUAUAUUUUUAUCAGCUAGAUUACAUAGUCAGUAAAACGCCAAUAAGGAACAUGAGGGGUGCUCAAAUUGUGUUCCUGUAAAAUAUCGGCACUCUUUCACCAUCACAUGUACAUGUAUCAAGUUUGAUUGACGCCCGAGAUUUUAAAAAAAUCCAUAAAAAGACUCGCUGCGAGUUGAAAGGUAACUUAAAACUUAAAACCUUCAUUUGGCUAUUGUCAACAAGUCAAGCUCGGUCGUUGUUUCAUAUUAGUGAAAGAAACAGCUCCACAAGAAGUGUUCAAAGAUGCUGCUAGCAACGUUUUUUAUCUUUUGUGCAUGUUGGCUUCACGUUCGAGCAGAAAUAGUGUCAACUAAGUAUGGAGAUAUCGAAGGACUCGUGACUUCGUAUCCAAAUGCCUCUGGUCCUUUCAAAUCCGUCAGCAAAUUUCUUGGCGUUCCUUUCUCCGCUCCACCAACUGGAGAGCUAAGGUUUAAAGCUCCACAACCGCCAAGAGAGUGGAAACCAAAGGUUUAUUCGGCUAAAACCCAUGGGAGCGUCUGCUUACAGCCCGCCAAACUUUUCGAAAACUCAAUCGAGCCUUUUACUUCAAAUUUCACUUUCAGCGAGGAUUGCUUAUAUCUUGAUAUCUACAGCCCAAAUAUCAGCCUCAGCUUGCCAGUGAUGGUUUACAUUCACGGUGGAUUUUACCUUCUAGGAUCAGCAAUCAUUUCUCCAAGCGAUAUCCUGGCUCUCCAGGGGGUGGUGGUGGUCAUUAUCCAGUAUCGUCUAGGUCCCUUUGGUUUCUUGACGACCGGUGAUUCGGCGGCACCUGGUAACUAUGGAAUGUUGGAUCAAGUGGAAGCACUGAAGUGGGUCAAAGAAAACAUUGAGAAUUUUGGCGGGAAUCCCAGCAAAGUGACCAUAUUUGGACAGAGCGCUGGCGGAUUCAGCGUAGGGCUCCAUCUUCUAUCGCCUCUAUCUCGUGAUCUCUUUCAUCAAGCCAUCCUAGAGAGCGGUGUAGAUUUAAGUCCCAUUGCGAUUCAGCCAACAUCUUUUGGUCUCCGUUUCACUAGAGAGCUUGCACAAAAACUGAAUUGUGGUUCCAGUGACCAUUCUGCAAUGGUUUCUUGUAUACGCAGCAAAACAGCGUCAGACAUGCAAAGAGCCGCACAGUCAAUCAAAUUUGGUUUCGUUGACUGGGCACCAGUCGUAGAUAAAAACUUUCUUCACAAUACACCUCAGGUUUUGAGGAAAAAAGGAGAAUUUAAGCAAGUGCCGCUUAUCAUCACCUUCACAAGUAACGAGGGGGCGACUUUUCUCGGAGACAUCGUCAACAAUUCUUAUGGGCUGAUGGAGAGCGUGGACAAUGGAGUCAGUUCGACUUUGUUCAAAUCAUUUCUUAUUAAGUUCGCACAAGUUCAAAACACCAGGUAAGAUCAGUGAAAAUUAAAUAUUUGCUCAGUAGUUUCAACGCAGCAGAACCCCGUUAACUCCAACUCGCCGCUAACUCUAAUUAAGUUCAAUUUCCCUUGGAUUUCACCUCGUCCCUCUCCUCUCAUUUUUACUCGGUUAACUCCAACUCGGAUAACUCGAAUUCCACUACCGGAAUAUACUCAGUCGUAGGUUAUUAUGUACCCUGUUUAGGACAGAACGGUCAAGAACCACACCCUGUCCAGCGGCACAACAUCCCCGUAUAGGUCAUAUAACCUAAGCAAGUAACCUCCCGGGGUCAUAACAUGCCACCAACCAUGUUGCAUUAACAUUUAUCAAGAGAGAGUAGUAACGACUGCUGUUUCUCUCUUUAGACCAUCCUCCGAUUAACUCAAACGUUUAUCGAUAUCAAAAUAACUUUGGUGAAAUUCACAUAUCCCAAGGGCUAGACAAGGUGUUUCCCUCUGUGUCUCAUUAUUCCCUUUUUGCAUUUAUUUAUUUAUUUGCUUGUGUUUUAUUUGCGUGCAGUGUUUUACUUUUCCCUUCAAAAUAAAACUAGUGAGGCAAGUUCCUCGGAUUGCUUUACUCUGGGCACGGUUCUGGUCUGUGGAAUAAUUGUUAAAUAUCCGUCACUUUUUUUUAGGAAGAAGAAUGCUGAUCUUCUUGCCGAUGCCUUGGAGUUCAUGUACACCCCCUGGCCUGACAACAGUAACACAUACGCAUUAAGAAGUGGACUUGUUGAUGUUAUCGGAGAUAAAAUUUUCGCUGCCCCCAGUCACAAAGUCGCUGAUGUUCACAGCCAGGUCGCUCCUGUUUACAUGUAUGAAUUUGCUCAUCGGGCAAAGUUAAGUUUGGCGGUACGUGCAGAGUGGAUGGGCGUUGUUCAUGACGAAAACAUUCCCUUUGAUUUUGGACUUCCUUUCCUUCCUAAAUUUUCGCCACAUUAUAGUCAGGCUGACAGAAAUGUCAGUCUGUUUAUCAUGACCAUGUACGCAAACUUUGCCCGGUCCGGCGAUCCUUCAGUCACCGGUGUCGCGUGGGAGAAAUACAACUCGAGUCACAGAGCUUACCUUAAAGUGGACACAAGUCCCAAACUGAAGACGUCAUUUAAUUCUCGCCGAAUGUCUUUUUGGAAUAAUUACUAUCCUAAAUUGGAGCAGGUGAAGUUCGAUGUCAAUAAAGAGGUGGUCAGCGGUGCAAAGGAUGUUGUUACCAUAGGAACUGCUCUUCAAGUUGUAUUUGCUUUAAUAGUAUACUUGAGUUAUUGAGACCUUGCUUUGUUUUUUACUCAUUCAUUCAAGUUUAUUAAUUAGAAGUGGAUAUAACUAGCAUUUUCUUUAACGUUUAUGAGCGGAAACUAGAGCAAGAUUUAUGUGGCGGAAUCAACUAAAAAAAGUCAGUAAAGAAAAAGGGCGAUUUCAGUUUUUGCUAAAAAGUUCAUAACUGUUACUGAAUGAGGUUGAGAAUGAUACGAGGAAUUAUUGAGAUAGAGGAUAUAAUAAUUAUACUGACUAGUGAAUUAACAGGGUACAGACUUAAAAUGUUUGUUGCUCCUGCAAUUAUAACCAUGCAUUCAUCGCUAGGAUGCCUAAAGUUCGUACAAUUCUACAAUUGUUUUGGGUUCCAUUAAAUCCUAAUUUUUGGUAGUAGUCUUCAUUGUAUUUGGUCGAGCAUUUAAUUACUAUUGCAAUUUUAGCUGCUCUGAAUAAAGUACUGAGUCGAACCUCCCUACAAAGGUGAUGGGUCUACGUAAGUGUCUAUAUAAGUGUCUAUAUAAGUAUUCUAAGUACAGUAGAACCCCGAUAAGUCGAACUCUGAAAGGAAACGAAAAACAGUUCGAAUUAGCGAGGAUUCGAGUUAUUGGGGUCGAUUGAAAAAUUCAAUAUGCCAUGUUAGAAAUUGAUGUUUACUGAUUUCUCAGUACUUCAUUGUAUGGUGCAGGACAAAUUUAAUUAUUUCAUCAGAAACGGUACGAUAACAUGAUUAGCAACUUUUAUAAUAAAACGUGAUCUGUUCGUUUCACCAGUUAAAAUCAAAUUGCCUUUAAGGUAUCAGCCACCCUUCAGGACCGUCCGCGCGCGGAUCGCUGUAGCGUUAGUUGUUUUUAUAAAAACCCCUAUAAACCAUAUAUUUUUUAAAAGCUUAAUAAUUCCAGAUUAUGGAUUUGAACUAACAAAAACGAUUUACUUAAAUGUGUUUCGAAAUUGGAACGUUUUGUGUAAAAGUACACUUCUCUAUAAAUCAUGUUCCACUCCCGCCGGAAAUAAACGGAAGAAAACAAUUAACACCGCAUUCGCUUCUCAACACGUUCCACUAAAAAACCGUGUCUCGGAUUUUUGACAAGUGCGUUUGUUUUUCUUUUAUUAGCAAAUGAAGUUGGGAAAGGCAAUUAGUCAACACUCCCCGUGGAAAAAAAGCUCUAGCUUUAAAAUGAAAAGGAGUAUUAAAAUUCGCAGACACGGUUUUGUAGAAGAGAUAUAUGGCAUCACUCUGGCCAAAUUUUAGCCAAAUUGACUGAAAGGCUGCCGACUUAGAGUUCAAAACGUACGAGUCGAUCGGCAAAAUUUGCGUUCGGAGAUAAAAUAGAAAAUACAUUUUUGGCGGCAUCCUACCUGGAAUGAGAUUAUAACACCUAAAUGUUUAUUCUGAUUGAUAUCAGAGUGGGAUCAAUUUUCUCUAACAAUAGGACUUUGACAGGUAACAUGUAACAGGAACAAACUUUCGCGGCAAGCAAGGGAACAGUUUAAUUCUCCGUUGGAAAACUUCCACUCUUUUACACCACGAGAAGCACGGUUUUUUUAAUUCUCUCUCAAGCAAAAGUUUUGCCUCUCCUUCGAUCUUUUUCGUAUGAUCCGCCCAGGCGUUUUUGUCGAUCGGCGCCAGGCCAAAAAACUUUGAAGCCGCCGAAUGUCCACCACCGAUUGCUCGAAGGCCAAGAACUGAGGCCCGGUUUAUUUCAAACGCUCUGCUCUUCUCGGAAGAACUAAAAACAGAAUUUGUCUUGUGCGACGGACGGCUUUCAUUCUCGCACUGGAUUCUCCAGGUAGAACCAAGUCCAUGCUUAGUCGCUACAUUUUCCAUGACUUGGACUCUUCCCUGGCAAAAUCGACAAGCUACAGACUCGUCCAGUUUCUCAAGCAGCUUUUCGCUCGAUACGAUAGCUCGACCGCUUAUUGUUUUCCACGUUCCAUCGGCAGAUGGGGUCGAGGAGCUUAAUUGGCUUUCUUCAUCUGGCUCUUCAAGCUGGAUUUUGGAGCGGCUUGCACUCUCAGCAACUGCAACAUUUUCGCUUUUCUGAAUAUCCAACUCCUCGAGCCACUUCUCUUGCUGAUAAAAUGAGCCUUUGUCGCUCUCUGCCAAUUUUGCGGCCCAUUCUUUGUCAAACUCACUCUUCGAUUUCUUUUUCGCUUUCGGUUUCGAUGACGAAAUUUUCUCUUUUUUUGGCGGCAAACGCUAAAUAUCCACGGAGAAUACUAAAGGCUAUAAACAUCGCGAAGACAAUUCGCACGUGUUGUGUCGAAGCACGCACUCGGUAUCACGUUACUAGUUCACGGGCAAGUUAAUUGAUAUAUGACACGGGUAUGACAGAUCUUGUCAACGAUCAAUUAAGAUAAUUAACGAGAAAAAAUCUUUUACCCCCGAUAUCUUUCGACAGAAAUAAUAUUUUCUUCUAAUUUUUUUUUUAAAAGAAAGCUCUCAAGCAUAUCUAUUUGAAAACGUUGAAACCUCAAAUACGAAAAAAUGGCAAUUUUAAGGGUGGCUGAUACCUUAAUCGUGACCAGUGUUAAUCAUGGUGUUUUCAGGCCCUUUACAACAAGAAGAGCUAAUGGGGUGGUAUCCGAGUGUAGUUAAAAGAACCAGAAUUCGAGUUAUCGGGAAAAUUUCAGUAACUUUUUGAUCGGCUUAGCUGGGAGUUCGAGUUAUCGGGGUUCUACUGUAUUCGCUUUGAGUACCAAUCCUGUAACCGUAGGUCCGAGUAAACUUAUGUCAUCGUGGGGAUGUGCCGCAGGGACUCUGGAACCCUUAGCCUAUACCAGAGCUAGUUCAGCUGAAUUUUGCUGCCCUAUACUAGACUAAACUCCCUACAUCCCUCCUACCGUAGAGUACCUUUUAGGCUGAGUUGCGUAAAUUUAAACUUGCCGAUUUGAUUUUUUUUAUUUUUGGAAGGCAAUUCCCGAUUUUCCUAGUCUAGACUAAAAUCUUCAACCAACUGAUCUGUUUCAUGGAAAAUGAUACCCUAUUCUAGACGCACAUACCUAUGUAGCCCAUAUGUGGCAGUACCCAACCCCCGGGGUUCCAAAACAGCCUUGGUCGAACCCCCGGGGGGGGCACUUGGGUAUUUUUUGGGUGGGUAUGUGCCGCCCAGGACUCCAAAUUGGCACCCCGUUCUACAAAAAAAUUCCCCUCAAAUAUAUACCCCGUUCUAGAAAUGGGCCAAUUUUUUUAUACCCCGUUCUAGAAUUCGCCCUAAAACUGAUACCCCGUUCUAGAAAUGGGCUAUUUUUUUAUACUCCGUUCUAGGGUGCAACAAGAGUAUAACAGUUUGCUUGUUAACGCAUUGAACCGUAUUUUUAAAAGCAAUCUGUCCUUGAAAUGAAUUUCAAAUGGCUACUUACAAAACUGAAGCUUUCGUGCGUUCGAAAUAUUAUACCCCGUUCUAGAAAACGCCUCUGAAAUGAAUACCCCGUUCUAAACCAGGAGCUUCAAAAUCCCGACCCCGUUGGGCGGCACAUACCCGUAUAGGUAAUGUAUGGGAGUACCCCCCCCCCCGGGGUCGAACCCACUUCAAUUUAACCUUAAAUUAGCUUGACGCUUGUGCGACGUUUUAAUCUUGUCUUUGCUUGCCAAGUAAAUUUUAAUUAAAAUGUGUUUCAUUGGGAUCUAUUAUUAUUAUUCGCUAUGAGGUACCACGAGCCCUAAACUUAUGUCAUUUAGAGACUUCACGGAUUGAUGCGAUCUCAGAAAUCCAGGUUUUGUUGAUGGCUGCCAUCAUAUGUUAUAUCUCACUGGCUGUCAAGAAUAAUGGACCUUCUGGUCAAGCACGUUUAGAUUAAGUUCGACGUUUGAAUGAACUAUUGAGCCAAAGUACAGCAUAUAAAUGCUGUUAACUCGAUACUUCAGAAGCACGACUUCUGGAAAAAAAAAAGGCUAGCGUAAAAAUGAUGGCGAUGAUGUGGUUCAGUGAUUUUGCUGAUUGCAUGAUCUGUCUUGAUAUACUGUAGUCAUAUGAGUUUUAUUUCUAAUUAAUCUGCCCACUUAAUGAAUUGUAUCAUUUAGACCCAUGUCAGCCUGCUAUUGUUCUCUAAAUUGCGCAGUCAUCGAAUCCGACGCGCGCUCGAUCGGCGAUCACGCAGUAAACUAAUUAAAGUAAUUCAAAAACUGUCGAAAGGCCAGUUACUUUGCACGUUUUAUACACAAGAGUCAAAUCAAACGCGCCGGCCGGGGAGAGAUCCAGGGGGGUACUCCCAUACAUUACCUAUACGGGUAUGUGCCGCCCAACGGGGUCGUGAUUUUGAAGCUCCUGGUUUAGAACGGGGUAUUCAUUUCAGAGGCGUUUUCUAGAACGGGGUAUAAUAUUUCGAACGCACGAAAGCUUCAGUUUUGUAAGCAGCCAUUUGAAAUUCAUUUCAAGGACAGAUUGCUUUUAAAAAUACGGUUCAAUGCGUUAACAAGCAAACUGUUAUACUCUUGUUGCACCCUAGAACGGAGUAUAAAAAAAUAGCCCAUUUCUAGAACGGGGUAUCCGUUUUAGGGCGAAUUCUAGAACGGGGUAUAAAAAAAUUGGCCCAUUUCUAGAACAGGGUAUAUAUUUGAGGGGAAUUUUUUUGUAGAACGGGGUGCCAAUUUGGAGUCCUGGGCGGCACAUACCCACCCAAAAAAUACCCAAGUGCCCCCCCCGGGGGAGAGAUUCCUAUUAACAACCGUCUUUAAGGGGCCCGGUGUCACAGCUGUAAGUUCAUUUUGUUUAUAAUGUCAGUUAUGAGCCCUUUUUCGCUAUAGAACUUGGUAAUUUCUACCAAAGCAAUCAAUUCCACUCUUACAAUACAAGAAAUUCCCAGGCCUACAGUCUACCGUAUUGUCGAACAAACACUAAGAAGUUCUCGCCUUUUUCAAGGACCCGCUAAGUUUAAUAAUUCACUUGACAACGAGGUCAUCAACUUUCAAUCCCUUUCCUCCUUUAAGAAAAUACUGAAGAUUAAAUUAUAAUUAUAAAUAUGAAAGCAGUUCAUAAAUCUUUCCAUCUUCAACUUUUCGCAAUCUUUUCUUCAAUUGAUGAAAACAGCUCUAGCCUGUAAUUCGAGGAGGCCUAACCUCUCACAAGCUUCUAUGGUUUCCGUUAUGUCUCUUAGCCACUUCUUUUUCCUGCUUAUCCUAUAUUAUUUGUAAUUCAUUUCCUAUUGUUGCGUGGCGAAUAAUAAUAAAAAAAUUCCUUGUGAAUGACAAAAUUACAGCUUCGUAUCAAACAAACAUUAUACCAAACGUUGCAAACGAGAAAACUGAACUUUGAAAAACGUUUAGGCUAACAAGUUUUUAAAAACCACAAUUGCAAGUGUUUCAGUCUUCUUCAUGUUUGUUUUCAAGUUUUGAGAAGUUAUUUUUAUGUUUGGUGACGCAUCCCACUGUUUGAAUUUUGAUACAUUUUGUGAAACAGCUCCUUUAAAAUCUUCACAAGAGAUCAGUCAACCCCUUCGCAGAAAAAAAACCAUUUUGAAAGGCAUUUUUUGAUAAAUCAUUCGAAAGAAUUACCAGUUAGUAACUUAUCUGCUUUUUGCAUGCUCGGAUUCAUGUUAUAGGCAUCUAUUUAUAGACUUUUUACAACUUCUCAAUACUCCCUCUAUUGAGGUACACUUCACUCAGGAAGGAGUCGUCCCCACAAAAUACUUGCUUGAGUGUAAGAGAGGUGUUUAAACCCAAACGUGUUUUUGAUCUUUGCGUUUUGGGUGGUCGCUUAAGGGAGAUUCGACUGAACACUCGACUGUAUCAUUCACUCUGGGGAGGGUUAGAUUCACUCCUUCGCGAUUGCUCUUAAAAUAAUCAAUUAUACUCUAAUCACGCUGAAACGAUCAUAAAAUAUUUUAUAACAAAUCGAAAUAAUCCCAAUCAUAGAGUUAGGAGCGCGCAUCUCGUUUAUUGAUGCGCAAUACUGUGAAGAGAGUGUUAUAGUGUUACAGGCACAUUGUUACAGUAUUAUAUUAGACUCAGGGGAAAUUACAAUAGGAAGUAAAAAAAGAAAAAAAAAAACGUGGACAAUGGAGUGAAUCCGACUUUAUUCAAAGCAUCACUAUCCAAAUUUGCUCGUGCUCGAACCAGUAGGUAAGUUGUAUAGAGGCCUUCCCGUAACAAACUUGGAGAUCUACCUAAUCCCCCGACUUCUUCAAUCACAAGGACGAAGAGUACCCUGGUCCCAGAGGUUUCUCUUGAUUUUUCUUCGCGUAAGGGAGAAAGAGUCGCGAAGCGGCGAAGAAUAGUCAGAAAAAAACGAAAGUCAGAAAGAAACGGAGUAGCCGAAAAGAUAUGAGUUUGAGAAUGCCAUAGAGUUUGUUAUUAGUUAGUUUGGUAGUCCUGCUGCUAGGUUGUGUUGUUGAGUUGUUUCGUGUAGUCGUGACUACAGAGUAUAGUUUGCUCGCAUUUCGCCGUUACCCGGUAAUUCUAGGAUCUCGCUUUUUCGUCUAAAAAGUCUUCAAUCCACCUUCUUUGAUUGAGAGGGAAGCAAAAUAAUAAUAAUAAUAAUAAUAAUAAUAAUAAUAAUAACAGUAAUAAUAAUUAUUAUUUAUUAUAAUUAUAAUGGUUUAUCAUUAUUAUGUUUAUUCACAGUAUAGAGCGGUUUUCACUUGACUGUCGUAAAACCAAAACCAAAGUAAAUACACUAGCCAACCAAAGGGCGUAGUAAAACCAAAACCAAAACCAAUCCCUUUCGACAGUCAAGUGGCCGCUCUAUAAAUGAACUACAUAAAGGAAACAGUUUUUGGAAAGGUAUAAGAUCUGGCAGUCUUGCAUUUGUUGCGUUUUUUGCAUUGGGAAGCUACUGUUUGAUGGUCACUUGAGCAAAUCACCACAGUGAGCUCCGUAUGCGGCAAUUUUAAACUGUUCAUUGUAAAAUAAUGCUUCCUGUAAAACGGUGAGAAGGCUGAUUGGCUGUCCUCAGUCCGUCAGAAAGAUACUCCUCAUGUCGAUUUUACAGAUGGUGUAAUUCUUGCUGCCUAUCGUUGCAUCGAAGAAGAUAAUUUUGACGGUAAACUUGCCACUCGAUGAUUCCUCCACGGUUUCGUUGCGAAUUCUAUUGACGGCAUUUUGCUGAAACAUCAGCAGUCGGUCUUCGUCGGCUUUGUUUGCAGUGUAAUUGUCCUAUUUUGUUGCUGUCUCUUUACAUCCUCUGUCUUUAGCUGACAGCGUUUGCCUACGCUGUGCCGUUGCUCGCCCUGAAUUUAAAGUCGACUUUCUCGGCCUUGCAUGCGGAGUUUUGUUUGUAAAUCUUUCCCAGCGAGGACUGGCACUUGUUGAAUCCACUGUUGUUGAGUUUGCUGUUCUCUUUUAUUUGCCUGGGAUAUUGGGUGGUGAUUCACCGACCGUAAACAUUGCUAUAAUUCACAAAUGAAAAAACCCUCUUCAUGGUCUGGAAUCGAGUAUGGUUUUUGAGGGAACUACGGGAUUGUAUGAACGUCUUUAUAGUUUCAAUUCCAGAUGAGUGCUAAGAAAGAAAGAAAAAUAUGGGAAUUCGAAGAAAUGGAUUUGAAGAAUUUUCAGUUUGUUUUUGCGCUCUAAUCUAAGUAAUGAUGACAAAAGGCCAGGUCUGAAAACGGGUGUGGAACUACAUUUUUGGGUCUGAAAUAGGGUCAGGAUUUGGAGAACCGGGGGGCACACCCUCACCAAGAAUUCACAGGAGUACCCCCCUGGGAUGUGUUGCUAAAACUGCAUGCCGACAGAAUAAACCGGCAGCAAAUGAACAAUACCUGUUUCUGUCGCAAGAAAUGUGACCUUCCGUGAGAGAAAAAAAAUAUUGUUUUGUGAUCUGACUUUCGCAGUUGCCAUUCGAUAUGUUCUUUGAUACACUCUUUUUUUUCUAUAAGAAUACAUUUUAUAAGAAUAUCGAGGCUGAAAUUUGCGAAAUUUUAAGAAUAUUUUAAGAAUAAACCCCAGGCUGAGGUUUUGAAAAGGAUGUAAUUUUGUGUGUUCAAAAACUGUAAAUACCACACAAUUAUGUUUUCAACUCAUUCCAUCCUCUGAACGGCAAAACUUGCCAACAAGGCGCAAAAACCUGCACUAACUAUACUUGAUAUCCCAAUAUAUUCUAAAACGGAAAUGUCAUAAGCUAUAAUUUAAGAAUAAUACAAGAAUAUUUUCAGCCUAAAAUCGGCAGAAAAAUAAGAAUAUUCAGCCUGGGCCGGAAAAACAACAUUCUUAUAUAAAAAAAAGAGUGUAGGUCCUGAAUACGUUAAGCCUUGGAUAUUGUCUCUAACAACAAAUUAAGCUAGUGAAAGAAAGCUUGCACAUACUAUAUGAUUUCAAGUAUUAAACGUAGGUAUAAAUUCCUUAAUUCAUUAAGAUUGAAGAGUGUGAUAGAAAGACGUGACUUGCUUAACAUUUGCUCCCCAUUUAUGGUCCUGACUACGGUUGGUAAAAAGGUCAGGGGCACCCAACGAGAAUAUAGUUCAAAACCACUUAAACAUGGUAUUGUUAAACUUAUUUUAGUAUUUGAACGGUAGAUAUAGGCAUACUUUUAUCCCCUAAAAGUUUUUCAUCUGUUUGGAUUUCCUAGCUGAAAGUCUAGUGAUCCGAAAAUUAUAGGUAUCAAAACUUACCUUUUCGAAAACUUGAGCCACGAAAAAGGCUCCCGAAAAUUCUAGGUGACCUUCUUAGGGUAAAAAUCCGUUAUACCAUUUUUUAGAUGUUCGAAAAUCCUAGGAGAGACAGGCGAGCAAGAAAUUUUACAGCAAAUUUCCCUGAGAAUUCUAGAUCUCAAAUCGUACUUCCGAACAGAUAUUUUCCGAAAAUUGACGUUGGGUGCCCCUGAAAGGUGGAUAGUGCCAUCCACCGAGAAGAUUGCUAUCUUAUGGAAGUAUGAGGGUUGAUUACCGGUGUCGCGUAAUUUUUGCGUGCUUAGGUGCGUAAAAUUUGCGUUCGCAAAUGAAAUGGAGGCAAUACAUGAAAGGUCGCUCGUAAGCGUAAAAGUUGAACCUCGCUCAACUUCUCGUUUAAACUCAGCACUUUUUAUCUUCCCUCAAUUUUAUUUACGUGAUUAAAAUUUACGUGCGUUAAUCUGCGUAGCUAAUGAAAACGUCCGUGGUAAUCAACCUUAAGGGAAAACAAUUCUUUUAUCCAUGCCACUAUAUGGGUCCUUAAAAAGUUUUGCUGAGUAUACACGUUUUUAAGGACCCUAAAGACCCAUUUCCGUCUCUUAAGUCGAUGUGUGGGACGAUAUUAGGUUUUAGUUUCAUGUCAUUUUGCUUUUAUUAAUUGCAUGAUGUGUCAUGAUAUAGUUUUCAAAAAACCUUUGUUUGUCAGUAUUAAAACCGCCAGCUCAGCGAAUAAUAUCCUUAUAAAAACGCAGAGAGCCAUGAACAAUACAAGUUUUCUUUUGUUUUUUAAAAUGCACAAUUAGCGAAUCUAAGGUGCUGCGGCUGCAUCACGCAAUAAGACUAAAGAAAUUCGACAACUUGACCGGGCAACUUGAGUUGCAUGUGUUGGGCCCAGAUCGAUCAUUCAGGAUGAAGAUAAGUGAAAUCCAGAUUUUUCUCAUAGUUUGUAAUAAAUUGUUUUGUAACCUUUAUAGAAAUAUAUUUUUAUCAACCAGAUUACAUAAUCAAUAAAACGCCAAUUAGCACAAUGGGGGGUGCUCAAAUUGUGUUCAUGUAAAAUAUCGGCACUCUUUCACCAUCACAUGUACAUGUAUCAAGUUUGAUUGACGUCCAGGAUUUUAAAAAAAUUGCAUAAAAGGACUCGCUACGAGUUGAAAGGUAACUUAAAACUUAAAACCUUCAUUUGGCUAGUGUCAACAAGUCAAGCUCGGUCGUUGUUUCAUAUUAGUGAAAGAAACAGCUCCACAAGAAGAAUUGUUCAAAGAUGCUGCUAGCAACGUUUUUUAUCUUUUGUGCAUGUUGGCUUCAUCUUCGCGCAGAAGUAGUGUCAACUAGAUAUGGAGAUAUCGAAGGAUUCGUGACUUUAUAUCCGAAUGCCUCUGGUCGUUUCAAAUCCGUCAGCAAAUUUCUUGGCGUUCCUUUCUCCGCUCCACCAACUGGAGAGCUAAGGUUUAAAGCCCCACAACCGCCAAAAGAGUGGAAACCAAAGGUUUAUUCGGCUAAAACCCAUGGGAGCGUCUGCUUACAGCCCAAACUUUUCGAAAACCUAAUCGAGCCUUUUAGUUCAAAUUUCACUUACAGCGAGGAUUGCUUAUAUCUUGAUAUCUACAGCCCGAACAUCAGCCUCAGUUUGCCAGUGAUGGUUUACAUUCACGGUGGAGGUUACCUUAUAGGAACAGCGAUCACUUUUCCUAGCGAUAUCUUGGCUCUCCAGGGGGUGGUGGUAGUCAUAAUCCAGUAUCGUCUAGGUCCCUUUGGUUUCUUGACGACCGGUGACUCAGCGGCGCCCGGUAACUAUGGAAUGUUGGAUCAAGUUGAAGCACUGAAGUGGAUCAAAGAAAACAUUCAGAAUUUUGGCGGGAAUCCUAGCAAAGUGACCAUAUUUGGAGAGAGCGCUGGAGGAACAAGCGUGGGGCUCCAUCUUCUAUCGCCUCUAUCUCGUGAUCUCUUUCAUCAAGCUAUUCCAGAGAGCGGUGUAGAUUUAAGUCCCAUUGCGAUUCAGCCAACAUCUUUUGGUCUCCGUUUCACUAAAGAGCUUGCACAAAAACUGAAUUGUGGAUCCAGUGACAAUUCUGCAAUGGUUUCUUGUAUGCGCAGCAAAACAGCGUCAGACAUGCAAAAAGCCGCAGAGUCAUUCAAAUUUGGUUUCGUUAAUAUUUACUGGGCACCAGUCGUAGAUAAAAACUUUCUUCAUGAUACACCCCAGGUUUUGAGGAAAAAAGGAGAAUUUAAGCAAGUGCCGCUUGUCAUCACCUUCACAAGUAACGAGGGGGCGACUUUUCUCGGAGACAUGGUCAACAAUUCCUUAGGGCUGAUGGAGAGCGUGGACAAUGGAGUCAGUCCGACCUUGUUCAAAUCAUUUCUUAUUAAGUUCGCGCAAGUUCAAAACAGUAGGUAAGAUCAGUGAAAAUUAAAUAUUUGCUCAGUAGUCUCAAUGCAGCAGAACACCGUUAACUCCAACUCCCCGCUAACUUUAACUAAGUUCAAUUUCCCUUUGAUUUCACCUCCCUUUCCUGUCAUUUUUGCUCGGUUAACUCCAACUCGGAUAACUCAAAUUACCCUCUAACUCGAACUAAAACACCUUUUCGCCUACCCUGAUCAAACAAGUCUCUGAAAUGGAUCCCGAUAACUGGAAUUCCGGUUCUUUUAACUACUAAACUAAUCUAUAAACUAACUAAUCUGAGUAACUCUUCUUGUUGUAUGAGAGCCUGAAAACACUAAAACUGACAUUGGUCACUGUUUAAGGCAAUUUCAUUUUAAUUGGUGAAACGAACAGAUCACGUUUUAUCAUAAAAGUGCCUAAUCAUGUUACAGUGUCUGAUGAAAUAAGUAAACUUGUACUGCACCAUACACUGAAUUGAAUUUUUCAAUCGACUUCGGUUGGGAGGUUGAUUAAAGGAUAAAGUUGUAAUAUGGUUAUGUAGUCUCAUUGUUCCCGGGUGUUCUUGUAUAUAUUUUCGCUCCAAAAAUUACACUACGCUGUACACUGAUCCGCUACAACGUAACCACUACCGAAAUAUACUCAGUCGUAGGUUAUUAUGUACCCUGUUUAGGACAGAAAGGUCAAGAACCACACCCUGUCCAGCGGCACAUUCCCUUAUAGGUCAUAUAACCUAAGCAAGUAACCUCCCGUGAUAACAGGCCACCAACCAUGUUGCAUUAACAUUUAUCAAGAGAGAGUAACAGUAGCCUCCCCGCAGACGUCCUUUGGUAAUAGCGACUUCUGUUCCUCUCUGGAGACCAUCCUCCGAUUAACUCAAGCGUUUAUCGGUCUCAAAAUAACUUUGGUGAAAUUCACAUAUCCCAAGGGCUAGACAGGGUGUUUCCCUCGGUGUCUCAUUAUUCCCUUUUUGCAUUUAUUUAUUUAUUUGCUUGUGUUUUAUUUGCACGCAUUGUUUUACUUUUCCCUUCAAAAUAAAACUAGUGAGGCAAGUGCCUCGGAUUUCUUCACACUGGGCACGGCUCUGGUCUGUUGAAUAAUUGUUAAAUAUCUGUCACUUUGUUUUAGGAAGAAGAAUGCUGAUCUUCUCGCCGAUGCCUUAGAGUUCAUGUACACCCCUUGGCCUGACAACAGUAAUAAAUACGCAUUAAGAAGUGGACUUGUUGAUCUUCUUGGUGAUAACAUUUUCGUUGCCCCUAGUCACAAGGUCGCUGAUGUUCAAAGCCAGGUCGCUCCUGUUUACAUGUAUGAAUUUGCUCAUCGGGCAAAUUCAAGUUUGGAGGUACGUGCAGAGUGGAUGGGCGUUGUUCAUGGCGAAAACAUUCCCUUUGAUUUCGGAGUUCCUUUCCUUCCCAAAUUUUCGCCACAUUAUAGUCAGGCUGACAGAAAUGUCAGUCUGUUUAUCAUGAGCAUGUACGCAAACUUUGCCCGGUCCGGCGAUCCUUCAGUCAGCGGUGUCGCGUGGGAGAAAUACAACUCGAGUCACAGAGCUUACCUUAAAGUGGACACAAGUCCCAAACUGAAGACGUCAUUUAAUUCUCGCCGAAUGUCUUUUUGGAAUAAUUACUAUCCUAAAUUGGAGCAGGUGAAGUUCGAUGUCAAUAAAGAGGUGGUCAGCGGUGCGAAGGAUGUUGUUACCAUGGGAACUGCUCUUCGAGUUGUGUUUGCUUUAAUAGUAUACUUGAUUUACUAA